UCUCCGGAAGCGCCAGCCCACACUGGCCGGGCACGGCACACCAGGGACUAUGGUAACGCGCCGGAGGCUGAGGAGAACCCGGAGUUUUGGAACAAGAUGGCGGAGAGAGACAUCCAGGACGCCUUACGGAUUCAACGGAGCCACAACACGAAUAUAGCGAAGAACGUGGUGAUGUUCCUAGGCGACGGGAUGGGCCAGGUCACUGUGACGUCAGCACGGAUCCUGAAGGGACAAAAGGCGGGAAACCCUGGAGAGGAGACCGUGUUGGCCAUGGACUCACUGCCGCACGUGGCGCAUGUCAAGACGUACAACAUCGACGCGCAGACGCCUGACUCUGGCGCGACCGGCACUGCGUUCCUGGGCGGGGUAAAGGCGCGGUUCGCGACGAUCGGCGUGGACGGCAGGGCCCGCCUGGAGGACUGUAACUCUACCCGCGGCACGGAGGUCCGGUCUGCGCUAGUCUGGGCGGAAAUGGCAGGUAAGUCCACGGGAAUCGUGACGACCACCCGCAUGACCCACGCCACCCCGGCGGCGGCCUACGCUCAUACCGCUUCCCGCGACUGGGAGGCGGACAGCGUUAUGUCGCCUGAAGCUGUCCGGGACGGUUGUAAGGACAUCGCUGCACAACUGGUGGACGACAAUCCCGGCAUAGAGGUGAUUCUAGGAGGCGGUCGAGUGAUGUUCCACGCCGGUGCCGACCCGGAGUACCCUGCCGACCCCGGGUCUAACGGCGUGCGGAGUGACGGCAGGGACCUGGUGCAGGCCUGGCUGGACGGGAAGACGGCAGCGCGGUACGUCUGGAACGGGACGGACUUCAGAACCGUCAAUCCACAAACAACUGACUAUCUGAUGGGUCUUUUUGAGGCGUCUCAUAUGAAAUACAUGACGGACAGAAAUGACUCUGCAACAGAAGAGCCCACCCUAGCGGAAAUGACGAGAAAGGCCAUCCAGAUACUGCAGAAGAACGCAAACGGCUUCUUCUUGCUUGUCGAAGGCGGUAGGAUAGACCACGGACAUCACGCGGGAAAAGCAGUCAAGGCUCUCAACGAAGCUGUGGCAUUUGACGACGCCAUACAGGUCGCUAAAGACAUGCUGAACCUGGAUGAGACUCUCAUCGUGGUAACGGCUGACCACGCCCACACCGUCAGUCUGGGGGGCUGGGACACCUCCAGAGGCAACGACAUAUUUGGCAAGUUGGAUCCGGAUUUUUACCUGGAAAGCCAGAACGCUUACGCGGUUGUUGACCGCAAACCGUACACGGCACUUCAGUACGGUACCGGUCCCGGACACAACAUCUCCCAUGCUCGCCAGGACAUCACCAACGUGAAUACAGGCGACCCUAACUACCUCCAGCAGACCGCCGUGCCCAUGGUGUCGGAGAGUCACGGCGCGGAGGACGUCGCCAUCUUUGCCGCCGGCCCCAUGGCUCAGCUGUUCCACGGCGUGCACGAGCAGAACUACAUCGCGCACGUCAUGAAGUACGCCGCCUGUCUGGGGGAGUACGCAGACGACUGCGAUCGGGAGGAGCGGGCAGCGUCUGGAUCCGCUAGGGGGCGCUUCAGCAUUGCUGCUGUGUUCUUGUCCGUCUUCUUACAGCUUGCGUGGUUCUAAGUGUACCAAUAACGUAGU
Messenger RNA from Branchiostoma belcheri (Belcher's lancelet), 1629 nucleotides. Its product is annotated as alkaline phosphatase-like. The transcript has 10 exons. Gene Ontology annotation, biological process: dephosphorylation. NCBI's taxonomy places the organism in Eukaryota, Metazoa, Chordata, Leptocardii, Amphioxiformes, Branchiostomatidae. Gene Ontology annotation, molecular function: alkaline phosphatase activity. The record is from RefSeq and is a predicted model, not a curated record. The coding region runs from base 97 to 1611 and encodes 504 amino acids.